This is a messenger RNA of Capsicum annuum, 744 nucleotides long. RefSeq names its product calmodulin-like protein 3. Lineage: Eukaryota; Viridiplantae; Streptophyta; Magnoliopsida; Solanales; Solanaceae. The coding region runs from base 210 to 662 and encodes 150 amino acids. The transcript has a single exon. Gene Ontology annotation, molecular function: calcium ion binding. The record is from RefSeq and is a predicted model, not a curated record.
UUCUAAACUCCCCUUUAUAUAUUCCCCCAAAACUUCUCCUAAUUUGUCUCCUAUUUUUUCUCAACAAAAACAGAAAAAAACUAUAACUACUCCAAUCUCAAAAAUCCAUUGCCAUUUUCUUCAAAAUCCUCUCCAGCCUUUUUCCUCUCCCGGUCACCGGCGCCGCCGCAACAACAACCGCCGGUGUCCAUUUCAGUCAGACAAAAAUAAUGAGCACAGAGGAACUCCGACGUGUAUUCCAAAUAUUCGAUCGUAACAGCGACGGGCGAAUAACGAAAAAUGAACUAAACGAUUCGUUAGAGAACAUGGGAAUAUACAUACCUGAUGACGAACUAACACAGAUGAUCGCGAAGAUCGACGUUAACGGAGACGGAUGCGUUGACAUGGAUGAAUUCGGCUCACUUUAUCGAACUAUCAUGGAUGAACGCAACGAGGAGGAAGAUAUGCGUGAAGCGUUCAAUGUGUUUGAUCAAAAUGGGGAUGGAUACAUUUGUGUUGAUGAAUUGAAGGAAGUUCUGGCUUCGUUGGGAUUAAAACAGGGAAGGACAUUAGAGGAUUGUAAGCAAAUGAUUAACAAAGUGGAUAUUGAUGGAGAUGGAAUGGUCGAUUUUGAUGAGUUUAAACAGAUGAUGAGAGCAGGUGCUUUUGCUACAUUGAGUUAGGUUAAUUAUUUCGCUUUUUGUUUUUUGGGCUAACAUGUAAAUAAAAUUGUUUACUGCUAUAUUAUUUGAUUUUUCUUUUCAA